AUGUCUCUCUUGGCUAUUUCUUGUUGCCUCGCUCUUCUAGCGGGUCAAACCUUAGGAGCUGGUUAUCACGAGGAUGUAGGGAUCCCUGAAGCCACCAGGAUCCGCUUGAAGGAGGCCCAGAAAGCCAGUGAGAGGAUCAGUGGAGGAGAAACUUCCGCUUAUGGUGAUAACCCAUAUCUGGCCGGUAUACUGAUAACUCUGCGAUCUGGUCAGCUGUCUGUCUGCAGCGGGACCUUGGUGACUACUAAGAAAGUGCUGACUGCAGCCCAGUGCUGGUAUGACGGGUACAACGUCGGCAGGAAAGCUGAGGUGGUGUUAGGUUCACUGCAGCUGUUCAGUAGUUACAAGAGGGAUGUCUUAGGAGUGGUUGUGCACUCCGGGUACAAACCUAGCACUCUGUAUAACGAUCUCGCUAUGAUGACUCUACGAUCCUCCACCUGGACAGGCAGUUAUCUGAGUCCUGCAUUUAUCCCGGCCGUGAACGAAACGAACAAAUACGAUGGUCUGGAGGCGCGCGUCUCAGGGUACGGGAAGACAAGUGAUUAUGACGAGUUCAACCCGGAGACGAACCAGCAAGCGUUGACAGUGACAGUGAUGAGACCCUGGGAGUGUUACUGGAACAUGGCACGUCGCCCAGCAGACUCCAGCAAGAUCAUGUGCACCCCCGGGAGCGUAUUGUGGGGUACUUGCGGCGCUGACCUCGGCGGCCCGCUGGUGAUACCCAACUUUAAUGGCACAGGAAACCAUCUGCUGAUUGGAGUGACAUCAAUUCAGUCUCCGUUUGGUUGCACGUCAGCGUUCGCGACCGGUUACACCCGCGUCACUGAAUACGUCAGCUGGAUACAACAGAACUUGUAA
Spodoptera littoralis (African cotton leafworm) is the source of this 858-nucleotide messenger RNA. The record is from the annotation of a GenBank genome assembly. Lineage: Eukaryota; Metazoa; Arthropoda; Insecta; Lepidoptera; Noctuidae.